This is a messenger RNA of Acanthosepion pharaonis, 1350 nucleotides long. The record is from the annotation of a GenBank genome assembly. NCBI's taxonomy places the organism in Eukaryota, Metazoa, Mollusca, Cephalopoda, Sepiida, Sepiidae.
AUGACUCCCUCCACAUCUUCCAAUAAGGCGAGUCAGCGACGAUUUAUCGACAAUAGCUACCUGCAGAGGUUAAAGGUCACAUUUGUUACCAGUUCCUUGAAAGUUCCAAGAAUGCCCUACCAUUUUUCGUUUUCGGGCUGUGGUUUCCUUGGAAUUUACCAUUUAGGUGUUUCAGCCUGUUUGAAGCAACAUGUACCCAACCUCUUGGAGGAUUGUAAGAUUGCUGGUGCCAGUGCUGGAUCCUUUGUGGCCUGUUGCCUCAUUACAGGAUGUUCUAUUGAUGAGUGUACAAGCUAUGUCCUUAGACUUGUGGAUCAGGCUGAAUCACAACCAAUCUUAGGACCACUGCACCCAAGAUUCAAACUGAUGAGUGAGCUCCAUGAAAGUAUGCUCCAAGUACUUCCCGAAGAUGCUUACAAAAUAGCCACUGGACGUUUGUUCAUCUCCCUCACUCGAUACAAGGACCUAAAAAAUGUCAUUGUUUCUGAAUAUGAGUCCAACACUGAACUUAUUGAUGCAAUGUUAUGCAGUGGUUUUAUUCCUUUUUACUGCGGAAUUAUACCCCCAAGGUACAAAGGAGAUUAUUAUUGGGAUGGAGGAUUGUCAGAUAAUCAGCCCAUCUUUGAUGAGCCAACAAUUACAGUUUCACCCUUCUCUGGAGAGACAGACAUCUGCCCACUGGACAAUUCCUCUAACUUCAUACAUCUUAACAUCUGCAACAGUAGUGUACAGUUCACCCAGGAGAACCUUCAUCGAGUAUCCAUUGCUCUUUUUCCACCCCAAUCUCUCACCAUGAGUGAAAUUUUCCAACAAGGAUACAAUGAUACUUUGCGAUAUUUGCAGAAGAAUGGUAUGAUUAACUGCAUUGAUCACCUGAAUGUCAUAGAAGUACCUAACUUCCAGAGAGAAGAUGUACAUGAUGGAGAAGUGGACAAAAAAGAAAAAACAAACAAGACACAAGAGGAAGAUGAAUUUGAUUGCAGAGAAUGUAAACAGAAAAUUAGACAGACUCUUUUCUCAAGCCUUCCACCUCAGUUACUCAAAGUAUUUCACUCUUCCAAAAAACAAAGUUUUCUGAACCACCUUUGCCAGGGUAAAUUGUUUCAAGCUAUGUCCAUGAUUCUCAAACCUUUCGUUGCUCCUGCAGAUAUUUUGUUGGCCUAUGUCACCAGCAUCAUAAAGAAUAUUCCAAAAAUCUUUGCUUCAUACACAAUUUCUUAUACAAGCCAUGCAGACACAGCAGUCACCACCACACUCCUUUCUUUUCACCCAAUGCUGAUUACAGUCCUCAACCAAGCAAAUUACCAAAAGAAUCCUGAAGACAGUGGAUCAAAACCAAUGAAUGCAUAA